AAAAACAAUAAAAACAAAAUGGCGUUUGCUCCAAAGAUCAUCACAUGCCUCAUCGUCCUUACGAUUUACAUGGUAUCCCCAACAAAGUCAACCAUCCAGUGUGGGACAGUGACAAGCACACUAGUACAGUGCGUGAAUUACUUGACCAACAGUGGUCCAUUGCCAUCAGAAUGCUGCGUGGGAGUCAAGUCAUUGUAUCAAAUGGCUCAGACCACACCGGACCGCAAACAAGUAUGUGAGUGCCUUAAAGCAACGGGUAAAGAAAUCAAGGGGCUAAAUACUGACCUUGUGGCCUCACUUCCUACCACUUGUGGUGUUUCAGUUCCCUACCCCAUCAGUUUCAGCACUAAUUGUGAUAGUAUAUCGACUGCCGUGUGAAAGAGGCUACUGUCAGAUGUAAAAGUGCCGUGUAAUAUGGACAAAUCAAAGUUGCCAGCUUUUAACCCAAUUAAAUAAAAGUAUUUUGCUGUU
Molecule: messenger RNA, 471 nt
Organism: Arabidopsis arenosa
Lineage: Eukaryota; Viridiplantae; Streptophyta; Magnoliopsida; Brassicales; Brassicaceae
Source: the annotation of a GenBank genome assembly